AUGGCUGCAAACAGCAGCCAUUGGCUCCAAACAGGCAAACGAGGUGCCUUUGGAAAGCCCCAGGGCACAGUGGCCAGGGUUCACACUGGCCAAGUGAUCAUGUCCAUCCGCACCAAGCUGCAGAACAAGGAGCAUGUGAUUGAGGCCCUGCAUGGGGCCAAGUUCAAGUUUCUUGGCCACCAGAAGAUCCACAUCUCAGAGAAGUGGGGCUUCACCAAGUUCAAUGACGAUGAAUUUGAAGACAUGGCAACUGAGAAGCGGCUCAUCCCAGAUGGCUAUGGGGUCAAGUACAUCCCCAAUCAUGGCCCUCUGGACAAGUGGCAGGCCCUGCACUCAUGA
Messenger RNA from Saimiri boliviensis boliviensis (Bolivian squirrel monkey), 339 nucleotides. The record is from RefSeq and is a predicted model, not a curated record. Lineage: Eukaryota; Metazoa; Chordata; Mammalia; Primates; Cebidae.